Messenger RNA from Racocetra persica, 529 nucleotides. Lineage: Eukaryota; Fungi; Glomeromycota; Glomeromycetes; Diversisporales; Gigasporaceae. The record is from the annotation of a GenBank genome assembly.
GAGACAAGAAUGGCACGUAAAAUCUCUUAUGGGAGGUAACCGAAAUGCAUCUUUGAUUACAUUUGAUCAAGAUUGUAUAGAAUAUUCAAUGCAGUCACAUAUAUGCAAUACAUCAGAUUACAACAUAGACGCGAGUUUAACAAAUACAAGAAUGACACUUCUUUCUCCUAGUAAUAUUUGUUAUGUUCAUGUUGCACAAAAAUUUAUUUCAUGGUUGCCUAAGGCUAUGAUCAAAGGAAUUUUGAGAAUUGAAAUGCCUUAUAACAUCGCAAAAGCGCACUUAGAUUUGAAAACGCAAAUGUCUAAUGCGGCAAAUGUACCAAACUGCGCUUCUAACUGUGGUGUGUGUGGAAUUUUGAGAGAAGGCAAUAGAAUGCAAUAUUCCAGAUCAGGUCCUGGUAAAAUGUGGUUCGCCAGUGAUCCAUGCUAUUCAUUGGGUUACUGCAGAACUAAUGGAAUUAGAGCUAUGUUUUGCGUAGAUGUAUUAUAUAAUACAUUCGAUAAUGUUAUAAUAAUUGAAAAUGAUGCG